This is a messenger RNA of Protopolystoma xenopodis, 603 nucleotides long. The record is from the annotation of a GenBank genome assembly. NCBI's taxonomy places the organism in Eukaryota, Metazoa, Platyhelminthes, Monogenea, Polystomatidea, Polystomatidae.
UAUCUUUCUGACUGCGGCAUUGAACAACUAGAUCCGGGCAUCUUUGACGACUUGACUAGCUUGGUUCGCCUUGAUCUUUCCCAUAACAAGCUUACUAGCCUUCCGCCCAGACGACCCGGCAGAUGGCGCAUGCCUUUCGGGUCCCGUAUUCCAAGAUCGUCGACAGAAUCUCUUCCCCCGUCUGCACUGGUUCCUUUGAUAUGGCCACCAGCGGCCUGUCCCCCCGACAAAACGCAGCAGGCCCAUUUGCCAUAUUGGAAGAAGAAAUCAGAAAGAAAUGCUCGCGAUGUGCAGAAGCAAACUUUGCCACCCGACCUGGUUGAAUUGGAUGACAGCGAAGGGAAUGUCGACGAGAUAAAGGGUGUAGAAGACGAAGAAUAUAGAAAAGGUGACGGGUCAGCAUUUAGUGAAAAUCGAGUGGCAACAGAGGCCCCAGCGGAAUUAGAACAUGAAGCCAGGAUGUUAGAAAAUCACGGAAAAGUAGAAAUGCGUGGUGCCUUUCAGCGUCUAGGCAGGCUUGAUUACUUGUCACUGUCUGGCAACCGACUUACCGGGCUUGCGGAGACCAGUUUUUCAGGACUCGUUUCGCUCAAGACUCUGUAA